Molecule: messenger RNA, 792 nt
Organism: Pseudoliparis swirei
Lineage: Eukaryota; Metazoa; Chordata; Actinopteri; Perciformes; Liparidae
Gene: fgf23
Product: fibroblast growth factor 23
Exons: 4
Coding region: 1-792 (263 amino acids)
Biological process (GO): regulation of cell migration; cell differentiation; animal organ morphogenesis
Cellular component (GO): cytoplasm
Molecular function (GO): type 1 fibroblast growth factor receptor binding; growth factor activity
Source: RefSeq, a predicted model, not a curated record
AUGGACGUCAACGGGAGACUGAGGAUGAGGGACACGGUGCUGGCGCUCUUCCUCGCCGUCCUCCAGGGGUUUCCUCUCGGGGAAACGGCCCCGAACCCGUCGCCGCUGGUUGGAUCCAACUGGGGGAACCCGAGGAGAUAUGUCCACCUGCAGACCUCCACAGACCUCAGCAACUUCUACUUGGAGAUCAGACUAGACGGCACUGUGCGCAGAACCACAGUCCGGAGUUCAUAUAGUGUGAUUUUACUGAGAGCUGAAACCAGGGAGCGCGUUGCCAUCCUGGGCGUCAAAAGUCGCCGUUACUUGUGUUUGGAUUCGGAGGGCAACCCAUUCAGCUCGCCCAUCUGCCUCAGGGAUGACUGUCUGUUCAACCACAGACUUCUGGAGAACAACCGGGACGUGUACUUCUCCAGCCGGACCGGCAUCCUGUUCAACCUGGAGGGCUCCCGGCAGGUGUUCUCAGCGGGCCAUAACCUCCCGCAAACCUCCCUCUUCCUGCCCAAGCAGAACACGGUGCCGCUGGAGCGCCUCCUGCUGCACCGGGAGAAGAGGAACCAGGUGGUGGAUCCCUCCGACCCGCACAACGCCUACCUUGGGCGGACCGAGGAGGGCUCGGACUCUCGGGCAGUUCCGGAGGACGACGCUGAUCCGGAAAUGGAGGUGGAGGUGGAGGCCGGAGACGACGUGCGCACCGUGUGCCGGGAGACGCCGCUGGCUCCGUCUAGCAACGACCCGUGGAACGUGCACUCGUCCAACCCGGCCAGCCCCCGGAGCACCGGGACCAUGGGCUGA